Molecule: messenger RNA, 693 nt
Organism: Myodes glareolus (Bank vole)
Lineage: Eukaryota; Metazoa; Chordata; Mammalia; Rodentia; Cricetidae
Source: RefSeq, a predicted model, not a curated record
AUGGCGCACUUCUCGUCCAGCUCACAGGCAUGUGCUGCCAUACCUGUUGAUGGGGAUGCCUCUUAUGAACACCAACAACAUUUUGUGUGGCCUGAAAUACAUAAUACAGGGUUGGGCCACCGUGAGCUGGCUGUUCUGCCUCCGAGAGACCUGGCCAUCAGAGAUGACAGCCUUCGCAGCCAGGAAGGACCUGCAGUCCGUGCUCGCUCUUCGCAGCUGGUGCCUUCCGUGGGGAUACAGAGCACUAAGCUGCUUAAUAAAACUUGCUGCCUGAAUGGAGGGACCUGCAUCCUGGGUUCCUUCUGUGCCUGCCCACCUUUCUUCUUUGGACGCAACUGUGAGCGUGACGUACGAAAAGAGCACUGUGGGUCUGUCCUCCAUGGCACCUGGCUGCCCAAGAAGUGCUCCCUGUGCAGGUGCUGGCUCGGCCAGCUCCACUGUUUUCCUCAGACCUUUUUACCUGGCUGUGAUGGUCAUGUGAUGGACCAGAAUCCCCCAGCAUCCAGGACUCCAGGACGGGCAGCCUCUGUGCCGACCACUUUCAUGCUAGCUGGCAUUUGUCUUCUUCGGGAAGUGAAAGUGUAGGUGUCAUAUGACUUCAGCGCCAGUGUCCUGACAAAGACGAUCAUUUGUCAUUCGUUUGAAAAUAAUGCUCAUCCCUGGCACUCCCCGCUAAACACUAUCUGGGCCUUA